Molecule: messenger RNA, 4162 nt
Organism: Linum trigynum
Lineage: Eukaryota; Viridiplantae; Streptophyta; Magnoliopsida; Malpighiales; Linaceae
Source: the annotation of a GenBank genome assembly
CUACCAACAAAAGCAACGCAACACAACACCCUCUCUCUCUCUCUCUCUCUUUCCCAUUCAUUCAUCUUCCCCAAAACCCAAAUUCAAUCCCCAAAUAGGAAAAGGAACAGACAGAAACAAUCAUAGAAUCGGAUAGCCGUCCGUAAUCACAAUCCCUGGCCGCCGAUCAAAACCCAUCCAUGGCGGCGAAAGUCUCGAAUUCCCCGACUUCCAACAGCGGAGGCGGGAGCAGCAGCAGCAGCAGCAGCAGCAGCAACCAAGGCCUGCUUCUAGGUCGGUACGAGAUCGGGAAGCUGCUCGGCCAUGGCACCUUCGCCAAAGUCUACCACGCCAGGAACGUCAAGACGAACGAGAACGUCGCGAUAAAAGUAAUCGACAAGGAGAAAAUCAUGAAGGGCGGCCUAAUCGCCCACAUCAAGCGCGAAAUCUCCAACCUCCGUCGCGUCCGCCACCCGAACAUCGUCCACCUCUUCGAAGUAAUGGCCACCAAGGCCAAGAUCUACUUCGUCAUGGAGUACGUCCGCGGCGGCGAGCUCUUCAAUAAGGUCGCCAAGGGGCGCCUCAAAGAGGACGUCGCCCGCCGCUACUUCCAGCAAUUGGUCUCCGCCGUCGCCUUCUGCCACGCCCGCGGCGUCUUCCACCGCGACCUCAAGCCCGAGAACCUCCUCCUCGACGAGAACGGAAACCUGAAGGUCUCAGAUUUCGGGCUCAGCGCCGUCGCCGAUCAGAUUCGCCAGGACGGCCUCUUCCACACCUUCUGCGGCACCCCUGCCUACGUGGCGCCGGAGGUUCUCGCCAGAAAGGGAUACGACGCCGCGAAGGUAGACAUCUGGUCCUGCGGCGUAAUAUUGUUUGUAUUGAUGGCUGGAUACCUUCCAUUCCACGACCAGAACAUUAUGCUCAUGUAUAAGAAGAUCUACAAGGGCGAUUUCCGCUGCCCUCGGUGGUUCUCCCCAGAACUCGCCAAGCUGCUAACGAAACUCCUCGACACUAAUCCCGCGACUCGAAUCACCAUUACGGAGGUAAUGGAGAAUCGAUGGUUCAAAAGAGGGUUUAAACACAUCAAAUUCUACAUAGAAGAUGAUAGGGUGUACAAUGUAGACGAAUUGAUGAGUCAAGAGCAGCAGGACGAUGCAGGUUCUUGCUCGGAUGCCUCCAUGUCUGAAUCGGAUUCCGAAUUCGAAUCUCGACGAAGAGUGACAUCCCUACCGAGACCCGCGAGUUUGAACGCCUUCGACAUCAUAUCGUUUUCGCCAGGGUUCGAUUUGUCCGGGUUGUUCGAGGAAGGAGGGGAAGGUGCGAGGUUCGUGUCCGGGGCGCCUGUAUCGAAGAUCAUAUCGAAGUUGGAGGAGAUUGCGCAGCUGGUGAGCUUCACGGUGAGGAAGAAGGAUUACAGAGUGAGCUUGGAAGGGUCGAGGGAAGGAGUGAAAGGGCCGUUGUCGAUCGCAGCUGAGAUAUUCGAGUUAACCCCCAAGUUGGUGGUGGUUGAAGUGAAGAAGAAGGGUGGGGAUAAAGGGGAGUACGAUGAUUUCUGCAACAACGAAUUGAGACCUGGGUUGCAGAAAUUGAUGAUGGAGGAAUCUGAACGAGAUGCUUGUGGUGGCGGCAUGGGCUCUACUGCGUGUUCAAUAAUUGAUUCCCCUCCCAGGUUGUCUACUGAUUCAUUGCAAUCAUUUCCUUCUACAUAUGUACCUUCCGAUACAGAAUAAAACAUAGCAAGGAGGAGGGUACUGGGUAAGCUUGUUCAAAAGCAGCUGCCUUUUUUGUAUGAUAAUUCUUCGGUUCUUAAUAUUUUCUUCUUGUGGGUUUCCUUCUUGUUCAUUUUUUGUUUUACUUGUGCUCUGAUUUGUAUAUUCUGUUCCAAGUACAAGAACCACAGAACUUAGAUAGGAUCAAAGAGAAUGGAAUACACAGAGUUUUCGUUGUUUUUGUCUUACUGCAAUUGAGAGUUUUCUGCAAUGUGCGUUACCUGCAAAGUACAAACCAACUUGUUUAAGGCAAUAGAUAUGGCUUGAAUGUACCAUCCAUACUGUUAAGUCGCGUGUCAGUUUAUAUGAGAAGGUAGGUGUGACAAACCCUGUUUGAUAAAGUUUAGUGCUUGGCCACGUUGAGCAAAGAAAAGAUAGUCUGUCUGUCUUUUGUGGGGCACUAAAAGAAGCUAAAACAGAGUGUCAGCAGUGGGCACUGGAAAUGGCAAACACUCUCCUAAUCUCCUUCCUUCCCAACUUGGUAAGCCAUAACGUGCUUUGGUAGGUCUCAGACUAUCGCCUAAUGUCAUGUACCUUCACAUGUACUUAAAGCUGUGCAUUGACCAUAAAAUUUGUACGGCAGAAUGAUCCUCCCUUUUAAUAGCUGCAGAAGUGUUGUUCCUUUUCUUAUUUGAGAUAAGGAAGGUGUAGUAAAACACAAGAAGAAUCGUUCGUACUACCCCGGAUCGAGAGGUCAUUAGUUAUUGUUGUCGCGACAGUGUAUAAUUCCGACGACCAUCGAUCUUAUCCUCUGCUAUCCCCUCUCAUUGGUGUGUUUUGUUAGGGGGAAGCAUGUUUCUCUCAUUUUGCUUGCUGGGUCUGAGGGGGGAUGAUUUCAUCAGUUUUCAUAGCCGGAUGACAUGACGAAAAUGGCGAGUUGUGUCGUUUUGGUUCCAACAAAAGUUGCGUACAGGAGAUGUCUCGAGAGAGGCUGGUGGCGAUGAUGAUGAAAUCAUCAUAUCAUAUCGCGCUUUAGCUUUUGGAAAAGUGGAGACCUUUUUUUCAAUUAUGGGUGCUGAUAUUUUAUUUUGUUGUUCCAACAACUGGACCCUCGCUUUGAGAAGCAUUUGCAGCCGUGCUUUUUCCAGGAGUGCUGAUGAAAGCCAGACAUGGACAGCAAUUUUCCACUCAGGCUCGAGCUCUUUUUCGCUAUUCACUGAGCUACGAUAUAGUAAUAAUAAUCUAAUAAUAGUGCAAUUUGCUUGGUUGUUAGUAGCUAAUUCCUCCAAAGUUCGUGGCGUCCUCUCUCUCUUCUCUGUAGUUUUGUUCAAUGGUUUUCUGUUUGCGCGUCUUGUGGAUCCGGUGGCACGUUCCGUUUGGAAAUACCUGGAACCUGUCACACCUUUCCUUUUCUAUGGAAACCGAAUCCUGUAUUAUAUUAUCUGCUAUUAAAUCUAAUGAACCCUUGUCAUCUUCUAAACAAACACAUUUUCUAAGUUGGCUACAAACAAAACAAGAUAAAGGUUGAGAAUCAAUUGGAUUGUGAGGGAAUUAUUAUUAUGUGACAACUAACCCCAAGUCUAGGUAAACUGUAGGAUUCACACAUUGACAGAUGGGAUUAGGUGCAUGAAGAACACCGAUGGUUCUUUUUAUAAGAUGGCUUGUGGUUGGUUGCUAUUAAAAUGGUCACUUGCCUAGUUGCCUUCAAACUUUGAUACAUUGUCUACUUAACGUUUUGCAUUAAUUGUUCAAAUGAACAUUCUUUUAAUUUCUGCGUACAGGAUGAAUCCAACUCUCUAUUCCAAAUCUUCAAUUGGAUCCUGACCACCCUAUUGGACCGAGAUAUCGAGCCUACCUCUCCAGAGCCCACUUCGCCUAUGGCAGUAGAGCCCAAGACUCCAACACGUGUUGUUGGUAAUGCUUGUAAGACAAGUAGUACUUGUCCUCGUUUGAUAAGGAAUCCAUUUCCAUGUGUAACCCUAGUUGAGCAGUUGCCUAGGUUAUAUAAGGAGCCAGCAGGCCGCACACGACCAUUGUAACGAAUUGAGAUCUCAAUAAUAUUAAUGAUGGAGAGACAGUCCUCUCCCGUGGAUUAGUCUCGAUCAAUCAAACGAUCGAGGAUACCACGUAAAACUCGUGUGUUGUCUUUGUUUGUUCUCGAUUUUUCACACCCCAUCAUAACAUUGUUUGAAACCAAGAAUUCAGUUUAUUCCAACUAAACUUUAUACAUUUGUUUUACCCUACAUCUCAAUUAGUAAGAUGUUAUUCUCUCUUAUGUCCUCCGCUUGUUUGUGCUAUGGCAAAUCUUAUUUACCAAUUGAGCCUUCCACAUUUGAUUCUCAUUAGUUCUCAAGUAAGAUAAGUAACCCACUAGAUAAGCUUUUGAAACAUGUCGUCUUUUGCUCUAGGUAGCCAUUGAAGAUUUGAAAAAUUACUCGGGGAACUUCUUUCUACAUUAAAUUUAUUCAAAAUGA